AGGCAAUACCCUUUUUCAUUGAUGUACCUGGAUCUGGAUGAGGUCAUCUAUCUGUGGUUUACAUGAAGAUUUUAUUUUUAUUUAUUUUUUUAAUAGUGCAAUAGCUAUGUAUGUGCUAUGUUCAACUAGCCUAGCAGCCUCAGAAAUGAGAGUGAAUUUAAACACAUGACAUAGAUAGAAUUGUACUGAUAGAUACACAUAAUAUAGUUUCUAGCCUAGGACUUGGCCUAGUGGAUCCCCUUCCCUCCCUGAAUAUUUAGAAUUAUUUUGGAAUCUAUCUGCGUGACUAAGGUAUCAUUCCUGUUUUGCUUCCCUAAUGUAGUUUGUAUUCUUGUUUCCUUUUUUAAAUGGCACUAGUAUGAUGCAACUUGAAUCAAUGUAAGUUGGCAAAUGUAUUAGGUUUCACUGUAUCGUAUUUUUGAGAAAUUACUUCAGGCUGGUGUUGUGUGUGGGUCACUAGCACAGUUUAUACACUGCUUUACGUCCUUUCCCAGCCAGGAUCCUAGGCUUUCUGAUGUGUCCUCUACUAUUCUGAGGUCACUGGUAACUGGAUAUCACCUUGGCUUAUGUGUGCUCUGGUGCUCCAGGAGUCUUUUUUUUUUCUCAUCUGUAACCUGUUCUUGCAAAUGCUUUUUGCAAACCUGAAUAUAUCUUCUUUCUCUUUCUGUAUUUGGGCCUGUGCUGAAGUCCAAAGGUUUCUUACACCUCAGCUUCAUCCUAGUGUGCAACAAACCAUCAUCUGGAGUUAGGAGAACUGGGAAUUAUGAGAGACUUGGCACCAAAGAUAUGGCAGCUCGGGAUCACCAGAGUGCAGCCCUGUUUGCGUAACAGACUUCUGAAGGACUUGAAAUAGACCUUCAGGUAGGAGAAGAAUAUACUGCAGAAAGUUGGCUGGACAGUGCUAGCUUUGAAUUGUUCAGUGUAGCGAACGCAGAUCUCAAGAGGAGACUGUAGAGCAGAGGAGGCUUCAUAUGUAGAAGUGCGUGAACCAGGACCUGGUCACAUAGCAGAAGCCCUGCUAGGUGUCUGCCUAGGUCUGCAGAUUCGUGCUCUGGAGUCUGAGUCCUUGAGAGCCAGCUCCCUUCAGUCCCAAGCACAGUUAGAGUUUCAGCAGCAGCUAGAUAAAGAAGGCAGACUUGUCUUCAUUUGCAUUAACAGCAAGCCAAGAUUUGUGCAAGUAGAGUUUGCAUUUGUUGCCAAUGCUGACUGCUGCCAACAGAGAAAAUUCUAAAUAAAUGUAAAAUACAUUUUCCUUCCUCCAUAAGGCCACCAACCUCUUUGUCUGUAAUAGUAACCAUCACCUGUGAUCUCCAGUAAUACUCCUCUUUCUCUAAUAUUAUCCCAAAAUGAGGGAACCACUCCUCAGUCUUGCUGCCAUGUACUUGCUGCUGCACUCUGCUGAUCCUCCAGGUACUAAAAUAAAUGCUCACCCAUGAGCCAGGUCCCAGUCACAGCAAAUCAAAAAAAAAAAAAAAAAACUGUAUCCUAAUGAGAAAGAGCAAACAGCAGUAUAGCAGAAUACAGCAGUAUUAAAGCUAACCUAAUUAGGAAAAUCUUGCUCAACUCCAUGUUGUUAUUUUUUCCUCUUUUACCAGUUUCAAACAUUUUGUGCCUUAAAUUAUUUCUUAGCUUCUCUGCUAAAUCUUGCUGAAGUUGCAGUUUGUAAAAAAAAAAAAAAAAAAAAAAAAAAAAAAAAAAAAAAGACUAUGAACAGUGCUUUGGAGAUGCAGCAAAUCUUGGAUUACAGGUAGAGGCACUGCUGUCAGGAGGCUGUUCAGAGAAAGGUACAAAUCUUCACCUGGAGAAGAUGUGAAAGACCAUUCUGUUUUGCUGACUGCUAUGACAGAGCUCUCAUUUUACAGAGGAUUUCUUUGCCUAAUUCUCCGUAUGAUGGAAUGAAUCUUUUCGUGACCAGCAUGGAUAUGAGAACAUUUUCAAGAUGGUUAAGAAUUGCGAUGAGGAGCAAAGUGAAAGGACAAGAAGGAGCAUCCACUUCUAUUGACAUCUAAGUUAUAUGUUGACAGUAUGGUUUCCUGACAGAAGAGUGUAUUAUAUUUUUUAACUGCAAAAUCUUUAUUAAAUGUGUCAUCAGUGCUGGUUUACAAAAGAUGAAAAGGGUCCCACUGUGGAGCAACUCAGUGAAGCUCAAAAUGUAUGCCAUUUCUGAUGUGCGCUUCCUGGUUAGGACAGGUUUCUUGUGAUUUCUAAACUUGGUACUGUAGAACUCAGGUGGACAAAAUAAAACGAGAACAAACUGAUUUUGGAAAACAAAAUGCCACGGAAAAGAAAAACUGGUGGGAGUCCCUCUCGGAAAAAUGGGAAUUUUGACAGAACUGUUCUUGCUGUAUCCCCUCAAGGAGACCUAAGACCUUCAAUAUCACAAGCGAUGUACAGUGUCAAUAAGGAAGAGCUCUUCAACAGCAUGUCAGAAAUGUUUUCUGAUCUGGAUCCUAGUGUGGUUUAUAUGGUUUUAUCUGAAUGUGAUUUUAAAGUAGAACAUGCUAUGGAUUACCUGCUAGAGCUGUCCACCCAUGCAAAAGGAGUAGCAUCUUCAGAAAUCUCAAGUUUUGAUUCAGUAGUAUCAUCAGUAGCUCUUGUUAAUCAGCAGAGGUCUGUUGUAAGUGAAAGAGUGGGGGAAAGUACUGCAGAAGAAAAAAAUUCUGAAGAAACAGAAGAGGUCCUGUCACAUGAUGUACAGCUAACUGAAGAUUUGGAUUCCUUAAUAGAGAAUGCUUUUGUGAGAUACAGCUUUGGUGAUGAAUUACCUAAUUCUACAAAUGACCAAAUCGUACAUAAACACUCUGUGGAACAUGACAAUUCUAGUGGCUUUAAUGAAUUUUCUGAGUGGGAAAAACCUGAUUCAGGUUGCAAUGCCCUGCUAUUUCCACAGCAAAUGGAGACAAAUGAGAACUUAGAAAAUUUCUGCUCUUCUCAGCCACCUAUGAGUGAGCUGAGCAUCCACACAAAAGUUAGUUCACCAGAUGAAUUGGACCCUUUUGCACAGAUGCUGGAAGAUCCUGGCUUGUCGGAAAUGCUUGUUCAUGAUGUAGCUCCAGAAGUCUAUGAACAAUCGAGCGGAGGCACAUCAUGUGGAAAUUCUGAUCAGACACAAAAUACUGUUUCAGACUAUGAAAAUGUGACUGCAGCUUCUGGUGUGUCCUUCCAGAGACCUGUGGAAUUUACAAUAGCUGUCCCUGAAAAUCCUAAUUCAAAGUGCCUGGAACAGCACAAAGAGGUAAUGACUGCCUGUAACAGCCACCAGAGCACUUUUCUCCCGGAGGUGAAUGUCUUUUUUGAAAGAACCAAUUUCAGAACACCAAAACUAGUAGAUUCUCAGCAAUCUCAUCAGGGAUAUAACUUAAAUUUUUCUACACCAUCAUGUCAAACUCAGCAACAUUGGAAUAUCAUGGCUCCCCAUUUUUAUCCAUCCAGUGGAAGUCACAGCUUUGUAACUCCUGUGGCUGUUAGUCCAGGCCAGUGGAGACCUGUUUCAGACUAUAAGACUUUUGAAACAAAAGGACAUUUUUUUUCCUCUCCAGUGGUUUCCAAUGCCUGGGAUACCAAUCCUUCUCUGAAGGUAUGGGGAAAUCAAGAUAGAAACUCAAAAUUGAACCACUCGCAAGCACAGCAGCCACCUGUUUGUCACAUGAUGAGAAAAAAGAUGCACCUUGUAGGUCAAGUACUUGUUCUUCUCAGAGGUGUUCCAGGAUCAGGAAAAACAUUUUUGGCAAGGGCUUUGCUUGAGGAUAACCCAGGUGGAAUCAUUCUUAGUACUGAUGAUUACUUUUGUAAACACGGACGCUACCAUUAUGAUGCCAGUUGCUUAGGGGAAGCACAUGACUGGAACAGGAAACGAGCCAAAGAAGCAUUUGAAAAGAGAAUGUCUCCUAUAAUAAUAGACAACACAAACAUACAAGCAUGGGAGAUGAAGCCUUAUGUUACUUUGGCUCAGCAAUUCAAAUAUAAAGUCAUGUUCCGAGAGCCAGACACUUGGUGGAAGUUUAAACCAAAAGAACUUGAAAGGCGAAAUGUUCAUGGUAUAUCUAAAGAAAAGAUCAAAAGAAUGUUGGAACGAUAUGAACGCUGCCUUUCUGUUAGUUCAAUCCUGAAUUCUUCAAUCCCAGACAAAUCAGAAGCUGCUGGAUGGAGUGAAGAUUCUUGUCAGGAAGAAAGCUCUAGAGAGACUCAAUCUGAUGUAAAGGAAGAAAGAUCUUUUGCUUCUAAUCUGGAGCCUCUUGAACUGGAGCCACUUGAACUAGCUGAAGAUAAAAAACUCUUGUAUGCUGGUACUUCAACAUUAGAAAAUAACUCUGCUCCUGAAAGUUUUCAGAAAGAGGACAAAGGACUGGAAAAGAACUCAGCAGAACACAGUUCUGGAAACAACACUGUUCAAGAUGACUUGAAUAUCUGUUUGUCAGAUUAUGAAGCAAAAGUACUGCCUUUGGAGAAAAAAGAAGAAAAAGGAGAAAAAAUAGAACAGAUUACUGAAACAGAAAUGGGUGAGGUUGAUGUGACCAGCUCUGAAGGGCCUGUAUGCUUUGAUAUGCCUUUUUCUGAAAGAGCUGAAGAACAUAGCGAUAACAGUGUUGUCAAAGUUGAAAUUGAACAAUAUGGUGAAAUACAUACAGAACCACAAUUAACACAAAGAAAUAAUGUUGUUGAACCAAACAGUUCAGCUUUGGACACACCAGGAAAAACAGAGUUACUAAACUUUCUGGGGGAUUGGCCUGUAGGACAAACAAUGGGACAGAGAGUCAAAAGACCUAGAAGACUAGAAAAAUCCUCUUUGAAGAGUGAUAAGGAAUGUAAAACUCCCAGUCAGCCUCCUCUUGAGUUAGGAAAGGAACAAGUGGGCCUACCUGAUACCUGUACUAUUGAAAAAGGACUGGAGGAAGAAAAUUUGUCUGUUAGUUCAGAUAUAAUUUCACCAGAAUUGCAAAUGGUAGGACAUUGGCCUCUCUCAGGCUCUUUAGAACAGAGACAACAAAGGUCAAGGAGAAUGAGAAAGACAAGUCUAAAUCAAUUGGAUGAAGAUAGAAGUGCUAAAGGUGACGUGAUUAGAAAUGCUCUUGACACAGUAGAUGUGCUUCGCGGAACACCAGGGAACACCCUGGAGCUGCAGGAUACAGAGAAGUUACAUUUUCACCAGCCUGAAACAGUAGCUAGUGAAACAUUCGGUGAGAAGAAAACCCAGCAAAAUAAGAGAACGAGGAAACAUCAUAAAUUAGCCCUUACUUUUACAAACAACAAUUUGCCUCCUCCCAAAGCAGAGGAGCAGUUGUCUGUGCCUAAUUCCACAGAAGAGAAACAUGACACAAGCUCAAGCAGGCAAGUGAAUAGCUAUUCGCAGACUGAAUCACAGGAUUUUGCUCUCCUGUGGAGACUAGAAAAGAAAAUGCUUUUUCCUGAGACUACCAAAGUGUUGCAUGGCAGACUAGACGGCUUCAGACCCAAAGAUGUGGACAGUACCUCAGAUUCUCAGGAAAAAAUACCUUAUCGAGUUACAUAUGAUAAAAGUACCUUUGUGGAGGAAAGUGAACUUAGCAAUAUUGAUGAGUCUGAAAAGUUAAAUAUGCUGUGCAAGCUCUUUGAGUCCCUUUCAGUUGAAGCUCUGAAAGAUUUGUAUGAAAGAUGCAAUAAAGACAUUGACUGGGCCACAGGUCUGCUGUUGGACUCUGAUGAAAAGCUAUGCAAAGAUGUUGAUACUGAAUGCUUGCAGGUAAGAGAAGCUGAGACAGUUGUCACAGACCUUGAUUUCAAGGCAAAUGCAGACUGUGGUGAGAAUCUCAAAAAUUCCAAACAAAUCCAGCAAAUAACUGGGGCUGAAGAUAUUUCUGAGCCUUCAGAAAACAAGAACUCAUCAAUCAGCAUUGCAGAUGGUAGGAGUACCAAUGCAAUUGUGACAGAUGCUAAUGUAUCUGAGUCAUUAACUACUGUCUCCAUGAAUGAUUCAGUGGAACACGAAAAUUCAGAUGAUACAGCUCUUAGAAUUGAUACAGUUAGCUCAGCAGCAGGUAACACUGAGCAGCCUGUUUCAGAAAUACAGGAAAUAGACAGGCAACCUGUGAGUACUGUUGAGGAAACGAAAAAUAAGCAAUCAGGUUCACAGCUUGAUGUAGGUUUGUGUGUACCUGUGACUUUACCUCAUGGUCUUAACGCAACUUCUACCAAUUUGAAAUUUAAAUUAAAUAAUGAAAAUGACAACCCUUCAGAAAGCUAUACAGAGAAUGGCAAAGUAAAUAAUACAACUACUUUGUUACUGGAAAUGGAUCAAACAUCUCAGAAGGAUCCUACAAGUGAUAAAGAACUGGAAUCUGAUAAAGAAACUCAGUGGAGUUCCAGGGAGAUAUUUGUUAAAGAAGAGAGUGAAACUCCAAAUCAGGAUGAGGAUAGAACCAAGAUACAAAACCCUUUACCAGUACCCUCUGUAGCCUUCAAUAUAGAUUGCCUAGAGCUAACACUACCUCCUGAACUGGCACUCCAACUGAAAGAGAUAUUUGGGCCUGUUGGCAUUGAUGCAGGAUCACUUACUGCUGAGGACUGUGUGGUUCAUAUUGAUCUGAAUUUGGCAAAAGUGAUUCAUGAGAAAUGGAAAGAAUCUAUUCUGAAGCGUCAGAGGAGAGAAGAUGAAUCAUGCAAAUUGUUUGCAGAAGGUCCCACUCUGAAUCAGCAGAUAGAUACAGAUGAUUCAGAAAUGCAGUUAUCUCAGAACACAGAGAGUAAAAUGCAGAAGAAAAAAUCAGGCUGGGUUUCAGACUCAUCUAAUGACAUUCACACCAAAAAAUCAGCAACAUCAGAAGUCUUUCCUUUUAUGGAUCACUGGAACGCACAGAUUCAGAAAGUUUCUCUCAGACAAAUAAUAUCCGAAGAAAUAGCCAUGCAGGAGAAACAGGAUCUCAAAAGUGUUCCUUUUGUGGCAAGAAAAGACUGUGCUGCCAAGCUAAAGGAGAAGCAACUUUUUGAGAUGUUCCCAACCAUUAACCAAAAUUUCUUAAUGGAUAUCUUCAAGGACAACAACUAUUCUUUAGAACAGACUGAACAGUUUCUGAACUGUGUUUUGGAGGCAGAGCCUGUAAAAACAGUUAUAGCUCAAGAGAGUGUUCAGCAAAAUGAAACUGUUCCUUUCUGCAGUGCUGCAAAGAACCGUGAGAAGAAGGCAAAAAAAAGUAAGGAAGAGGAUGAUGCUCUGAGUGAAAUGAUGUUCCAAGACUUUGAGUAUCCACAAUAUGAUGAUUUCAGAGCAGAAGCUUUUCUUCACCAACAAAGGAGACAGGAAUGUUUGAAAAAGGCUGGGGAGGCAUAUCGCAUGGGUAUGAAACCUGUGGCAGCGUUUUAUGCACAUCAGGGUCGUCUUCAUGAGCAGAAGAUGAAAGAAGCCAACCAUGCUGCUGCUGUGGAAAUCUUUGAGAAAGUAAAUACUUCCCUGCUGCCUAUGAAUGUGUUGGAUCUGCAUGGUCUUCAUGUGGAUGAAGCUGUGAAUCAGUUGUCCAGAGUGCUGCAGGAAAAAAGUGAAGAGUACCAGCAGGCUGGUGGUAAACCAUAUCUCUGUGUGAUCACGGGAAGAGGAAGCCAUAGCCAGGGAGGAGUUGCUCGCAUCAAACCAGCAGCUAUCAGAUACCUCACAAGCCACAACUUCAGGUUCACAGAAAUAAAACCAGGCUGCCUGAAAGUCAUGCUGAACUGAAGGAUUGUUGUGAAGAGAAAAGGAAUAUAGAAAUUGAGGUGUCAGAUGACAGCUAACAACUUUUUAAACAACUGCAAUAGUAUUUUGUAAUCUGUUUAAAGGACAGUAUUUUAUUAGGAUUUGUUUCAAUUUACAAUAAGUGGUUUUGUCAGUAUGUUUCCAAGAAAACUUGGAUGUGGAAUGGAUCUCCUGCAAAAAGAUGGUGCUUAGAGGAUUUGAAGUCUCAGAAAUGCAGAUAAGAAUUCUAAUGAGCAGUGUAUAAUGUUUUAAAGGGAAAUUAAGGUAUAGGUUUCAAAUAUAAUUGUCUUCUCAGCAUACAUGGCCUUUGACAAUCUCUUGACCCUCAUGUAUCUUAAUUGCUGUGGAUUCCAUGCUUGUGAAACAUAGUACCUCGUGGGAGGUUAUCUUGUGAUUAGCAACAUUGCGCUAGGCCCUUCAAAAGAUAGAGGAGGCAGGAACUAAGCAACUACUGAUAUUUGAAAUCCAAUGAUGGGUUAGUGCUAAAUACUCCUAGGUUUCUUUCAAAAAUCUGAUAUUGUAUUUUCUGUGGUUAUUUUCUAGUAGAAUAGGCCAGUUCUGUUGUCUUUAUUCUAUUCUAAACUCCCUGAAAUUCAUAGAAGUUGCAUUUAAAGGACUCUACAUUAAGACUAGCUGUGCAUUAGGUAAUUUUACAGACUUACUGUGAUCCUUUAAAAAGGAAAAUAUAACACGGUAUUUCCCUCUCUACUUACACAUAGCUAAUACUCUAAAAUUUUAAUUUUGCAAGAAA
Messenger RNA from Rhea pennata, 8453 nucleotides. It is a transcript of the gene N4BP2, whose product is annotated as NEDD4 binding protein 2. Bases 2273 to 7684 code for a protein of 1803 amino acids. Gene Ontology annotation, cellular component: nucleus. Gene Ontology annotation, molecular function: endonuclease activity; ubiquitin binding. The transcript has 19 exons. NCBI's taxonomy places the organism in Eukaryota, Metazoa, Chordata, Aves, Rheiformes, Rheidae. The record is from RefSeq and is a predicted model, not a curated record.